Molecule: messenger RNA, 1205 nt
Organism: Hypomesus transpacificus
Lineage: Eukaryota; Metazoa; Chordata; Actinopteri; Osmeriformes; Osmeridae
Product: regulator of G-protein signaling 5-like
Exons: 5
Coding region: 43-612 (189 amino acids)
Source: RefSeq, a predicted model, not a curated record
UCUCCCUACACAGCACCAGACUACCAGCAUCCACCAGCUACCAUGUGCAAAGGACUAACCUAUCUGUCUGUCGCCUGCCUGGAAAGGGUAAAGGAACUGAAAGCCAGGUUGGGCAGCAUGCUGCAAAAACACGACUGGACUCAUGCCAGUAGCAAAGCCGGCAAAGACAGUCCUACCCUUGAGGAAUGCCUGAGGUGGAGUGAAUCUUUCGAAAGGCUCCUGUCGAACAAAUAUGGACUGUGUGCCUUCACGGCCUUCCUGGUGUCCGAGUUCAGCGAGGAGAACGUAGCCUUCUACGUGGCCUGCGAGGACUACAGGAAGAUCAGGGUUGCUGCCAAGCUCCCUGCCCAAGCCCGGAGCAUCUACGACGAGUUCAUCGCCUGCGACGCGCCCAAAGAGGUCAACAUUGACCACGAGACCCGUGACAUCACCAAAGCCAACCUGCAGGCUCCCUCCGCCUCGUGUUUCGAGCUGGCCCAGCACAAGAUCUACACGCUCAUGGAGAAGGACUGCUACCCCCGCUUCCUGCGCUCGGCCGCCUACAGGGACAUGGCCAGCCAGCUCGCCGCGGGGAGCGGGGCCAAGCAGACACGCCCGGGGAGGAAGGUGUGAGCGCCCCUGAGGGGGAAACCGGCGAUGGACGAGAUUGAACGCUGUCACCCGAGGGUGGAGUUGAACAAACGACGCACGCGCUGCGAUGGAUGGCGCCCAGGGCCCGAGGCCUUUUAGGGGCGGGGCAAAGACGCCGAGCUCCUUGCAUGCAGGGGCGCAGGAAGCGUGUCGCCCAGUCAGGAAGAAGAGGAGAGGGAGACAACCAAUAGAGACUUCUGCAGGAAGUGUUAGAGGAUGAAGGAUGGACAGACGUCCGUAUCCUGCCAGGAGACUCUAUGGGGUGUCGAAGACCCCUUUCGGACAUGUUCAGGAUGGGAGAGGGGUUCUUUGUACUGGUCUUCGCCUGCAAAAGUGUUGCAGAAAGGAAUGAACAUCUAAAAGAAGAUAUGAAGAGAAAGUUGUUUCCAUAUCUCAUGUCUUUUUCCACUUCCUCGACACCUCACAUGUUGGUUCAGUUGAAAUGGAAAAGAUGUGUAUUUACUUCAUGUUAUAUUUAUUUUUAAGAUCUUGGUAUGUGUUUUCUGAAAAAUAAAUCAAACAAGCAAACAUAUGCAUGCCCUGGCAUGCUUUUUUUACUUGAAACACGUUGAUUG